Strongylus vulgaris is the source of this 552-nucleotide messenger RNA. NCBI's taxonomy places the organism in Eukaryota, Metazoa, Nematoda, Chromadorea, Rhabditida, Strongylidae. The record is from the annotation of a GenBank genome assembly.
AUGCGCAUCGAUUCUUCUCGAAGGAGUGACGGGGGGAGGGAGAGCGAGGUAUUGGAGGGAGGCGGCGAUCGCUUCAGCAGGUCCGCCCAUAGCUGGGAGCUGGCUGUCCCGUCUAAUCGCACGUGUACUGCGCUCAUGGACGACAAUCAUGAACUCUCAGCCUUACGCGCUAAUGCAGACAAUCUCGGGAAAUGUCUACAUGCACUUCUGCAACGCAUUGAACACCUCGAGGGGAAAUCCGACAAGAACUCGCCCCACCCUCAUGCUGUUGUUGUUUCCGACUCUGCUGAGAACGAUGACGAUCGCACGAAAAAGGAUGAACAAGUGCAAAUUCAGGAUUCUGUAACUACGGACCCGAAUACCGGUCUAAAGAAGAGAACCAUUGUAACGGAGCGAGUGCUGACAACUAAGACAUUUCAUGCGCUUUCAUUGGAGCCAACUCCUUCAAUGGCUCCUGUGAGCAAUGGACGGAUACUAAGCCCGGGUUAUCAAGCUCGCGUUGUGCAUAUUGACGCUAAACAGUUAAAUCAGGUGGGUAGGACAUUGUUAUAG